This is a messenger RNA of Symbiodinium sp. CCMP2456, 327 nucleotides long. The record is from the annotation of a GenBank genome assembly. Lineage: Eukaryota; Dinophyceae; Suessiales; Symbiodiniaceae.
AUGGUGACCGUCACCGCCAAGGUCACCAAUUGCACCAACGAAGGGACCUGUAUGACCGUCUCUAACAAUGACUGGUACCUCGGCGGGCUGUACUGUCCUCUUGGACGGGACGUCGCGAAGGGUGGCAUCGUCUAUCUUCGGCAGCAUGCAACGCCAGAAGACAUGCGGUACCUUCGCCUGGCGCAGGCAUUGGGCAUCUAUGAGCUUCGCAGCUCGAAGCGGGAUUGCAUUGAAGCCGGCUCCGUCCAACAGGCCCUGAGGCAGUGCUCCACGAAGGAGUUGGCAUUCAUCGAGAUGAAGGAGUCUCUUCGAAGCGCGAGGGCUUAA